AUGUCAGAGUAUCAGAAAGAAGUAUCGCCUCCCCAAAACAUAUCGGUCAAAUCCGAAACAAACUCUAGUAUAUUCUCUACGAAACCCAUUUCCACAUCAUCACCUGCAGGGUUGGCAGCGGCUCAAAGAGUGACGCCUGCGAAACUUUCUAAAUUAUUAUUGGAAAAGGGACCAUUGGCUAUUAGACACAUUACACAGACUUUAUGCUUGGAUAUCCCCUGCUUUAAAGAUCUAUCAUCUUCCAAGCAAAGACGACUUAUUAUGAGUGCUAUGGAGAGUGGUGAUAAAGAAAACUCGGUAGUCUUUGAAAAAAUUGGGUGGGGUCAAUGGUCUGCGAAAAGAGUAGACCCUGUCAACUUUGAUAAAGAGCUAGAAGCAACCAAUUUUGCCAACGCAAAGGUAAAAGAUUUAAUUUCCCAGGAGAGUCAAAGAAGAAAAAGCAACAAUUCAAACUCAAACUCGGGUGGUAAAGUUGAAAUGCCAGUUAAAAUUGAACAUAACACCGCCAAUAUUGAUGAGGCUGCCACUAUUCCAACUGCUGCUGCUGCUGCCACCAUUCCUGUCAAUAUCAAACGCAGUAAAUCUCCGCUUACAGCAGCAAAUGUUGUAUAUAUAGACGAAAAUGCGCUUGCAUCCGAAGAUGAAGAUGAAGACUUUGAUGAAGAUGAUAAUCAUUUGCACUAUCAAAACAAGUCAAGAAACAGCAGUAAUAAUUUUGGGAAAGUUUCCAAUGGUGACCCCUAUAGUUUCGGUAGGAGAAGGUCACAAGUCGUGUUUGCUGAUUCAACUCCGGAAAAUAUUGAACAUGAAAUAAUAGCACAAAAAAUUAGACCGCUCAUAAGGAAUAGACGCCGUUCAAGUAUAAAACCACAUACGCCCUUCAUUUCUAAAAUAAAUCCACAUCAAGAUUCAUCCUUUUUAUCCCCAAAUCCAACUUCAACGGCGACCCCGUCAAAUAAUAACAGCAAUAUCAACCAAGGAAAAAUAGAUUUAGAAAAACUUAGUGCAACAAGUGAGCCGACUUCAAGAAGAGCUUCUCGCUUAUCUGUAUCGAAAGAAUCAAGUAUUAGGUCGACACUUUUCCCGAACAAAAACUACUUGAUCGUCACCACUAAUCCCAACUCUAAAACUACAUCAGUCUCUACUUCCCCUAAACUAGAGGACCAUAUGAAUACGAACUCAAGUCAUAUAUUACUAUCAGAUAAGGAAAAGUAUAGAAUGGCCUCCCAACAUUUAAACGGGGAAUUGUCUCCAAAACUUUGUCCCCAUUCUCAUCAUCAACCUCACUCAGAUACAGAUGAAGAAGACUGGGAGUCGAUUGGUGCAGCCUCUCUGAGGAAUAACAGUCUGGUACCCAAUAUAGACAGUGUAGCAAGUUCCACUAACGGUGUGGUUAGUCCCAAACCCACGAAUCCAAACUUUACUAACUCUCAAAAUAGAGAUAUUGGAUCGCCCCUACAACAUGACAAACAAAAACAGGAACAGCAGCCCAAAAAUGGUGAAGAUAAUAGUGCUGCCUUUUUAUUAAUGAGUUUAAAAUCGUAA
Molecule: messenger RNA, 1545 nt
Organism: Saccharomyces mikatae IFO 1815
Lineage: Eukaryota; Fungi; Ascomycota; Saccharomycetes; Saccharomycetales; Saccharomycetaceae
Gene: STB3
Product: Stb3p
Exons: 1
Coding region: 1-1545 (514 amino acids)
Biological process (GO): positive regulation of transcription from RNA polymerase II promoter by glucose
Cellular component (GO): nucleus
Molecular function (GO): sequence-specific DNA binding
Source: RefSeq, a predicted model, not a curated record